CACAACGAGGCUCUUUAAGCCCCGGCGCGCGACACAGAGCAGGCAUUCAGAGCGCGAGCGAGGGGGCUGAACCGACGGACUCUCGCGCUGGGCGGGCGACCUGCUUCAGUGCAGUUUUUCAGCAGAUCUUAUAUCCUGAGAAAGACGGCGGAUGGAUUCAUUCUGAAAAGAACUGAGAUCGUGUGAAAAACUAGCGUGUUAACGUUCCAUUGGAGGACCUAAAGCCCUGCGAGAACAACUAGACCUACCGAAGACACCUGUGGCCGCAGAGCGAGAGGACCGAUGUCGGCGGAGGAGCACAGCAUGUCAGAGGUGGACAUGAGUCCCGGGGUCUCGGACGACGGUCACUCCAUGUCCCCCGGACACUCGUCCGGUGCUCCCGGCGGGGCGGACUCCCCUCUUCCCGGUCAGGCGUCUCAGAUGCCGGGCGUCGGUGAUGAUGAGGCCGGCGUCUCCACCGGGGUCUCGGUGAAGUCCGACGAAGACGACGACCGUUUCCCCAUCGGCAUCCGCGAGGCGGUCAGUCAGGUGCUUAACGGCUACGACUGGACCCUCGUACCCAUGCCCGUGCGCGUGAACUCGAGCAGCAAGAACAAGCCGCACGUGAAGCGCCCGAUGAACGCGUUCAUGGUGUGGGCGCAAGCCGCGCGCAGGAAACUGGCGGAUCAAUACCCGCACCUGCACAACGCCGAGCUCAGUAAAACACUCGGAAAGCUCUGGAGGUGAGAGAGAGAGAGAGAGAAAACACGUUUUACCUGUGCAACCCUUACAAAAGAUGCUGU
Sinocyclocheilus grahami is the source of this 782-nucleotide messenger RNA. RefSeq names its product SRY-box transcription factor 10. The coding region runs from base 283 to 726 and encodes 147 amino acids. Gene Ontology annotation, biological process: peripheral nervous system development; enteric nervous system development; morphogenesis of an epithelium. The record is from RefSeq and is a predicted model, not a curated record. Gene Ontology annotation, molecular function: DNA-binding transcription factor activity, RNA polymerase II-specific; RNA polymerase II cis-regulatory region sequence-specific DNA binding. Gene Ontology annotation, cellular component: nucleus. The transcript has 3 exons. Lineage: Eukaryota; Metazoa; Chordata; Actinopteri; Cypriniformes; Cyprinidae.